GCGCGUGCGGCUUGAGAUUUGUCGAAGAUGAAGCAGUUAUUUCAAAGGCAGGUUAUCUGUCGAGCAGUUACUUGGUAUUUACGAACUCUACACAGCCAGAGUGCAAAAGUGACUACUCGCAUUUUGAUAGAAGAUUUGGGAACUGGAACAGCAGCACAAUUGAACAAAGCGGCACAUUCCACCAAAAGUUUCCCUUUAUUUUCUACUGUUCCGUUAUUGCUUCAGAGACCAAAUUUAUUGAUUCUUAACACAACCAAUGAUGGCAGAGUUUUCCCUGGUGGAAACCCUGGAUAUGAUGUAAUAUUGCCUGAGAUUCCUAAGGAAACAAUCCAAGAGUUGAUUUUUCCACAUUGUUCAAGGAUCAUCAGAACAAUCAUCGGGGAUCAUGACACACAUGAACUUACAGUUGGUGAUGACACACAAGAUACCAAAACUUUACAAUGCAAGAGAUUUAAGGGCAUUCUCAAGAUACGUCGUAAGAAGAUGAAAAAGCACAAGUACAGAAAAAGAAGGAAGCGUGACUUAUUCAAACGUAGGCACUUAAAAGUUUUUAGGGAAAAAAGAAAAGCAGAAAGGAAGGAAGAAGAGCGUAAAGCUAAGCUAGAGGAUGCCCAGUAACUUGAGAUGAAUGAAGAAACCAUUUGAAUCAAGCACUUACCGGUAGCCUAGAGGUAUUUUCUCAGAAAUAACUCCUUGCAGGGAUUAUGAAGAAAAAUGCUGCAGAGAACACUACCUAAUUUCUCUUUUCUUAUGAAUCUGAAUUUUCUGUUUGCUCUGUAUGUAAAUUUUGAUUGCUAUCUGUGCGAUAAAAGUUUAAGAAGAAAAAUUUGUCUGUGCAAGGGGCUUGUUUGUGUAUAGUUUCCUUAACUGGAACUUUUGGUGCAUUGCAACCUAUUGUUGCUGAGAAAUUAUGACAUCUAUUGAAGGAAGUCUUUCUCAAUUUGAAAUUCAGUCACUGAAAAAAAAUUCAUAGUAUGUGCUGCAGGGAUAUUGUGGAGCAUUGCUGUAGAUGCAUGAUGAAGUGAGGACUUUUGAGUGAGCAUUAUAUAAGAAAUAUGAAAAUAUGGAAACUUUCCUUUCUUUUUUAUCCACCUUAAGCAAGUGACUAAUGCAAUGAGGUGGUUGUCACCAACUCAGUGUGUCACAAUGUAACUGUUUUUCAAACUUAUUCCUUAUAUUCAGCCACUAAUAAAUCAAUUCUUUACACAAA
Molecule: messenger RNA, 1210 nt
Organism: Stylophora pistillata
Lineage: Eukaryota; Metazoa; Cnidaria; Anthozoa; Scleractinia; Pocilloporidae
Cellular component (GO): mitochondrion
Source: RefSeq, a predicted model, not a curated record